AUGACUAUCAUUGAAGCUCCUGAAGGACUCAUGGUGGUAGAUCCACUUGGCAGCUCCGAGCCUGCCAAGAUAGCAUUCGAACUGUAUAUGACGCAAGUCGGUCCCCAUACCGGCGCCAAUCUAACACUACACAGUGUCAUUUUCACACAUUCUCACAUCGAUCAUUUUGGCGGAGUCCUCGGGCUCGCACCAGAGGAAUCCUUUACUAACGGAUCCAUUCAAGUGGUUGCCCCUCUAAACUUGAACUAUAUGGUCGCCGGAUCGAUGUUCCGACGUGCGUUCUACAUGUACGGAAACCUUAUCAAACCUCAUGCCCGGGGCUCGAUCCACGCUGGACUCGCAUUCGGAGCUGCCAACUCACAGUUUGGCUUCGUGGCACCCACCAUCUCUAUUGACACUGAUCUCGAGCACCAUACAGUGGCUGGACUGGAUUUUGAAUUCAUGCUGACUCUGAGUACUGAAGCACCAAGUGAGAUAUACUUCUUUGUGCCGGAGUUGAAAUUACUUAAUACGGGUGAAAAUGCUGUUAUGGGUAUGCAUAAUUUCUUAACGCCCAGAGGUGCGAAAGGUCGGGAUACUAUGAAGUGGGUUGCGGCGCUCCAGAAGACCUUAGAUCAUUAUGGUACCAAAGUGGAGAACAUGAUUGGACAGCAUCACUGGCCUAAAUAUGGCAAUGCUGCUGUUGUCGAACAUCUCGAAAAUUAUCGUGACACUAUCAAGUUCACCCAUGACCAGGCUGUUCGUUUGCUGAACUUAGGCCUAGGUAUGGAAGAGAUCGGCGAAACAAUCGAGUUGCCAGCCUCAUUAGAUUCUAACUUCAAUACUCGUGGUCACUACGGACAUCUUAAACACAACUCCAAGGAGGUAUAUCAAUUCUAUGUUGGCUGGUGGGACGGUAAACCCGCUACCUAUCAGCAACUUCCUCCGGUCGAGCGUGCACAGCAGUAUGUUGCCGAUAUGGGAGGAAAUGCAGAAGUACGAAAGAGGGGCGAGUGGCAUCGUGACAACGGAAACUACAGAUACUGCGCAGAGAUCAUGAAUCACGCGCGUUUCAACGAUCCCACGGAUAUGGAAGCAAAGUACCUGAAAGCUGAUUGUUUGGAGCAGAUCGGCUACAGCGAAGAGAGUGGGCCUCGCCGCAAUUAUAUGCUGACUGGAUCUGAAGAGUUACGACAUGUAAAAGGGGCUUACCCACCCGCUGACCUUGGACCAUCGUUUGUUUUGAAUAUGCCAUUGUACAUGCUUCUCCAGGGUCUGGAGAUUCGAAUCAACCCCGAGCAAGCCAACAAAGCGCACGGAUUAUCGAUCCUGGUCGGUGUUGAAGAAACCAACGAGAUAUUCAACGUUCGUAUCUCGAAUGCGGUCAUGCUGUCGCUGCCUAUCACCGACAUGAAUGCGCGCCCUGGGUCUACGGCCAGUUUCACAGCCAAAACCAGAUCGGAUCUCAUCGCUGCUCUGGUCACCGGAAACUCUUUGCUAGUCAGUGUGACUGGUGAUGUUGAUACACUCAAGAAGUUUGCUAGUUGCAUAUCCACCGAUGAAGACGCAACUUAG
Sphaeroforma arctica JP610 is the source of this 1554-nucleotide messenger RNA. RefSeq lists its product as hypothetical. Gene Ontology annotation, biological process: dodecyl sulfate metabolic process. NCBI's taxonomy places the organism in Eukaryota, Ichthyosporea, Ichthyophonida. Bases 1 to 1554 code for a protein of 517 amino acids. The record is from RefSeq and is a predicted model, not a curated record. Gene Ontology annotation, molecular function: linear primary-alkylsulfatase activity; protein dimerization activity. The transcript is spliced from 2 exons.